AUUCACAAAAUAGAUUGCUUCAGAAUUAUCAUUCCGAUGCUUGCUGAAUCUUUUUUGAAAUAGUCUGCAGAAACUUUUCAACCCUGCCGCCCAUUACCAUGUCGUGAGUCGUGACGUUGUUAAUUUUCGUGUAAACAGGAAUUAGUUGAAGAACUUGGUGUGUACAUGGUCGGGUUCGAUCGAGCUGGAUACGGUGAGAGCGAUCCGAAUCCGAACCGUUCUGUAAGGAGCGCAGCAUCGGAUCUGACGGAGCUUGCUGAUGCAUUGGAUUUGGGCCCGAAGUUUUACUUGGUCGGGUUCUCGUUAGGAAACCAUGCUGUUUGGGGUGCGCUAAAGUACUUUCCCGAAAGGAUUGCUGGGGCGGCGCUUCUUGCACCUGUGAUAAACUACAGGUGGCCCGGGUUCCCCAGAGACCUCGCGGAUGAAGCUUAUAGCAAACAAGAGCUCGGAGAUCAAUGGGCGUUGCGUGUCUCGUACUACGCCCCUUCGAUACUCCACUGGUGGAUGGAGCAAAGCUGGUUGCCUACUUCAACCGCCGUCAAAGGCACGACUUACCUGCCCAACAAACUGGACCAAGAGCUUCGCACUCGAUCCAUUGCCGACGGAUCAUUCGACAAGAGGAGGCAAUUGGCCACACAGCAAGGCAUUUACGAGUCGUUCUACCGGGACAUGAAGGUGAUGUUCGGGAAGUGGGACUUCGACCCGAUGGAUCUCUCCCCCCCGCCGUUCCCUGUCCACGUAUGGCAAGGCGACGAGGACGGGCUCGUGCCGGUCGUGUUGCAACGACACAUUGCGAGCCGCCACAGCUGGAUUAAUUACCACGAACUCCCUGGGACCGGGCAUUUCCUGACAUCUGUUCCCGGUUUAGGAGAUAAAGUCCUCCAAGCAUUGUUUUCGCACCCUCCUUCGGAAUGAAGGAUGAUCAGUUCCUGCAAACAUCACAGGAAUUGGUGUUCAUUAUUUAUAUAGUGCAAAUUAGGUGUAGGAUUUAUGCAGGGAUAUAUCCUAAAUGAACUUGAGGGUUGUAGUUGUACUUGGAUUGUUAAAUUAUACAAUGGAUUACCAUGUGUAAAUUUUUAUUUCCUUUGAACUAAGACACACUAUUCCAAUUCAAUUACCAAUUCUUUUUUUUUUUC
Ananas comosus (pineapple) is the source of this 1136-nucleotide messenger RNA. RefSeq lists its product as uncharacterized. The transcript is spliced from 3 exons. The record is from RefSeq and is a predicted model, not a curated record. Bases 166 to 915 code for a protein of 249 amino acids. Lineage: Eukaryota; Viridiplantae; Streptophyta; Magnoliopsida; Poales; Bromeliaceae.